This is a messenger RNA of Vitis riparia (riverbank grape), 1239 nucleotides long. RefSeq names its product GDSL esterase/lipase At4g26790. NCBI's taxonomy places the organism in Eukaryota, Viridiplantae, Streptophyta, Magnoliopsida, Vitales, Vitaceae. The record is from RefSeq and is a predicted model, not a curated record. The transcript is spliced from 3 exons. Bases 105 to 1154 code for a protein of 349 amino acids. Gene Ontology annotation, molecular function: hydrolase activity, acting on ester bonds.
CAACCCCCUCCCAACAACCUCAUAAUAAUUCAUGCUAGCAUUCCCAACCCCUUUCCAAUUACCCCCUCCAACCCUUUAUAAGUGGAGAGUAAGGACAUAAAAGUAUGAUGUAUAAGGUCAUGGCUUGGCUCUUCUUAGCUCAGCUCCUGAUCCAAAUCCUAAGGAUCCAUGCAAAAGUUCCAGCCAUUAUUGUUUUUGGGGACUCCUCUGUGGACUCAGGGAACAACAACCAGGUACAAACAAUUCUAAAGAGCAAUUUUGAGCCUUAUGGGCGUGAUUUCAAUGGUGGCCAACCCACUGGACGGUUUUCUAAUGGUCGGGUUCCACCAGACUUCAUUUCUGAGGCUUUUGGGGUCAAGCCAGUGGUACCUGCUUACUUGGAUCCCACUUAUCGUAUUACAGAUUUUGCCACUGGAGUUUGCUUUGCUUCUGCUGGAACUGGUUAUGAUAAUGCUACCUCCAACGUGCUGUCAGUGAUACCUUUCUGGAAGGAACUUGAAUACUACAAGGAAUACCAGAAGCAGCUCAGAGAUUAUCUUGGCCAUCAGAAAGCUAAUGAGGUUCUGAGUGAAUCACUGUAUUUAAUAAGCUUAGGAACCAAUGAUUUCUUAGAAAACUACUACCUACUUCCAGGCAGGCGGUUAAAGUUCUCUGUUGAGGAGUACCAGAGUUUUCUUGUAGGGAUUGCUGGAAAUUUCAUUACAGAGCUCUUCCAAUUAGGAGCUAGAAAGAUCUCUCUGAGUGGUCUUCCUCCUAUGGGUUGUUUGCCACUGGAAAGAACCACAAAUAUUUUAUCUGGGAGGGAUUGUGUGGAGAAGUACAAUAUUGUGGCCUGGGAUUUCAAUGGGAAGCUGCAAGAACUGGUUGUGAAGCUGAAAAAUGAGCUUUCUGGAAUCAGAUUGGUGCUAACAAACCCAUUUGAUAUUCUCUUGGAGAUCAUUCAGAGUCCACACUCUUUUGGAUUUGAGGAAGCAGCAGUAGCAUGUUGCGCAACUGGAUUGGUUGAAAUGGGGUACAUGUGUAAUAAAUUUAACCCACUCACAUGUGCAGAUGCGGAUAAAUAUGUAUUUUGGGAUGCUUUCCACCCAACAGAGAAAACCAACAGGAUUGUUGCUGAUCAUGUGGUUAAGCAUUCCCUAGCAGAGUUCCUAUGAUUAGUCAUGUAAUAUAAUGCACAAUAUCAGUAAUCCCACUCAUCAUUUGCGUUUCUGUAUUGAUGUUACUAGGAUCAUUAUUAUC